AUGAACAUCUGUGUUCUACUGCUUAUAUCUAUCGUUACCGCCUUUCAAGAUAAAUACUUGAAUCAGCUUAUUUAUAAAUUUAUCUAUAGUAAUGAGCACCUAUGUGGAGAUCCUUUCAUAGAAGCAAAUUGGCUUCUAGCAAUGAACGAGUGCAACAUUGAAUGCGAACCAACCGAAUAUAUUUGCUUAGUCAGCACUUCACAGUCUGAUGUGCAAAAAUGUAGAAAACUCACAUCGGCUUGUACGGCCGGAAUUCGAAAAUAUCUCGGAUGGUCCAUGAAGAAUGAAAGUAUUCAACCAUCAACUACAACUUCAACACAAAGCCCACCGACCAGGCUUUUUGCGACAACUCCUGCUGCGACCAUUAGUCCUCCUGCUGAACAAAAACAAUUUGGUUCAAAUACUCAAUUGGGAAGAAACUCAUUUUAUAUUAAAGAUCUGGAACCAAUCGAAAAUGUGAAUUUCAUUGAUGACCGAUAUGAUGAAGAUGAGAGAGAUUCGAAGCCAUCGUUCGUUGUUGAACCACCAGCAUUUAGCCCGAAAACCUUUUAUACAAAGUUACAUUAUAAAAAUGUGCUCAACAUAAAGCCAAUAAAAAUUAUGAAGGUGAAACCCUACAGCCCACGCCCAAAAAUGGGCUUCACUACUACGUCAGUCCCAGUGCUGAAUCGAUUUGAAAAUGCUCAAGAACUUUUCGAGAAGAUGGAGCUCGAACAAAAAAUGGCGGCAAAGCUUGCCGAAGAAAAAACGUCUCAAAAAUUUGAAAGAGUUCCGAUUGAUGACGAACCGGAAUUUAACGAAGGGUCAGCUGUGAUCGGAUCAAGAAUCGAAAUCAUCCCGCCGUUCCCACCACUCGAUCCGCCGCAUUGGGACGAGCAAACAUCUGGGAAAGCCAUUGAAAAAGAUUACAUUCGCGAUUACAACAAAAAAUGCUGCGAAUGGGCAAUUCAAGGAUUAUGUGACAGCUAUUGGCAAAAAGUUCGACAAAUUUGCGCAAAAAGUUGUAGGUCAGUCGUUUGCGAAGAUGUUGAAGGUGUCAAAUCAUGCUAUCGUUUAAUUGAUGUUGAUAUUGAAGAAUGUUAUCAAUCCAUUCGAUCAAAUCAUUUCCUCAGUCUUCCAACAUAUGAAAAGAAAGACCAAUCGCCUUAUGCAAAUUCUCAUCAUCCGCUGAAGAAAACCAAGUCAAAGAAAUCGAAAAGAAGGCGAACAAAAAAGAAAUUGCUAAAAUAA
Molecule: messenger RNA, 1230 nt
Organism: Caenorhabditis bovis
Lineage: Eukaryota; Metazoa; Nematoda; Chromadorea; Rhabditida; Rhabditidae
Source: the annotation of a GenBank genome assembly